This is a messenger RNA of Python bivittatus (Burmese python), 6751 nucleotides long. The record is from RefSeq and is a predicted model, not a curated record. NCBI's taxonomy places the organism in Eukaryota, Metazoa, Chordata, Lepidosauria, Squamata, Pythonidae.
AAGUUUUGGGCGAAGAGGGAAAGACACACGUUUUAAUCCACCCUCAGACACGGAAGCUCACUGGGUGACUUAGAAUCAGCCACUUUCAGACCAGCUUACUUCUGGGAAAAAAUAGGAAGAAAAAGCCAUUACAUAUGCCAUUUUGAACCCCUGUGCAAAAGAUGGACUACCAAUCAAAUAAAUAAAUUUCUGUAUUGUGGCCAAGAAAUAAAUAAAUAAAUUGCCGUAUUGUGUCCACGUAUUCUCCAGGAGGCAAGCUUGCUAAGGGGAUCUUCACCUUUGCCUACUCAAACUAAGGUUCCAAGUUCUUAAUCUUAUCAUCCAAAAAUACCAUCGAGCGUUCCUAUAAGUAGAAUGGCAGCAUAUAAAUAAUAACUUACUGACGUCUGCGCAAAGUUGAUAAUGAUUUUGAAGACCACAAUUGCCCACUGUUUUUGUCCAAUGCUCCACAUCUUCUGCCUUUUCAGUCCACCAGAUAUAUUUAGAGCUUCAAGGAUGUUUGCCAGACGUGUUUAGAGCUUCAAGGAAUUUUGAGAAUUCAUAAAGAAUUUUGCAAAGGAGAAAGGAAAAAUGGAAUUUGUUUCCAAGCAACUGUAUUUAGACAGAGCACAGCAGAUAUGUGGUUCAGUCUAAGAGGAUAAAUUUAUUGCAUCUGAACCCUCAUAAGCUUUCUUGAAUUAAUAGCAGCUGUUAUAAAUGCAGAAGGACAGCAGGAAAUCCACACUGAAGUUGAAUUGACACCCUCUCAGGAUCUCAAAGCCUAACACAGCUUUCCCAGAAGCAGUCUUCAGGAAUAAUAAGGUAGAUUAUUCUUUAUCCUUUAUCCAUGUCUCUGUUUGUACAGCUGUUGUUAGAAUAUCUUCCUUGUAGCUUGAUCUAAACAAACCAUACAGGGAAGAAGUUACCAUUUGCUUUGAGUCAAGCUUGUCAAAGGAGACAUCACCUUCUACCCUACAUUUAUUUGAUUUAAAUGAAGCCAAAUCAGGUGAAAACUUGAUUAUUUUAACUCCUGUUUAUCAGAUCUCCUUUGCCCUAGUCUAAUAAAGUCUGUAAUGUUCAAGUUGACUGAACAGCUGUCUAGCAGGACCCCAAGCCUUCCAACUACAAGAGUAAGAGAUGAGAAGUUCAGGGACAGGAAUACCAAGAAGGAUGAGGAGAUCUAAAUUUCAACUGGAUUUGGAGAUUAGUUUUGCCAUCACAUCUUCAGAAGCCUGUUCCAACCACAGACGUUUCUUUGGGGCAAAACUGAGGCUCAUUCCUAACUUACCAUCCAUAGGAUUCUAUAACAAGUUAGGAUAAUGUCAAAAUGACAGCAUGUGUGUCGUGACAUCCUUGUACAAAUGACAAAAUAAUGUGCAUGCUUCCUUACAUCAGCCUUGACCCUCCUGCUGAUGUACGUGCUACCAUCUAGAUUGCUUCUCAACCUCAGCAACUUUAAGAUGUGUGGACUUCAACUCUCAGAAUUUCCCAGCCAGUUGAAGUCCACACAUCUUAAAGUUGCUGAGGUUGAGAACCAGUGAUCUAGAUGUGGACGACGACAAUGAUGAUGAUGAUCUAACAAAGCCCACAACUUUAUAUAUCAGUCUUCUCCAUCUUCAUAUGCUCCAUAUGUUUGUAUUCUUGUUCUAUUGAGGGGGUUAUUCAAACCUCAGUUAAGAAGAUUAAGAGUGUAUGCAGGCGAAGAUAUAUAAGCAACGCAGAAGUUUGACAAUCAAACUUCAGUGCAAAAUGCGGUUGCUAGAAUGUUUAAAUGUGCUCGAGUCACUGUGCUCCUAUGUUAAAUUUCCCAGCUAUGCUCCAGCUGUCAAGCUCCUGGGUUUGCAUGUCUGCUUGCAACCAAAACAUUUGGCCCCUUUUCAUUCUGCAAGUCUCCGCAUCUAGAGAGUUUCUCCUAUAUUAAAGAAACUGGCAAACUAUGUAGUCCUAGGAUGAAUUCCUGGAACUGGCAUGGUGUAUAAUCCUCAGAGAAUAAAUAAUAGAAUGAAUAAAUAAAAUGGCAUUUUUAGAAUUCUCCCGUGGUGGCAAAAGGUACCCUCCCCCAUUCACAUGUGAAGGGCAUGCACUACCAAACCUAUGACGACCCCCCCCCCCACCCUAUACAUGUGAACUGCUUAAAGGGCCCUCGUAAGAAAACACAGCAAGCUGAAUUGACUCUGAGGGGCAACGGGGAGGAGUCAGACAGGGACCAGUGGCCUGGUAAAGCAAAGUGUUUAUAUUCACUGGCCAUAUCUCCAAGACCUAAUAGGAAGGGAUAAAUAAUAAGAAGGUCACCCAAAUGGGUUUAUCAAAAACAUUCCAGUGUCAUGCUGUGAUUUCCACUGUAUCUGCCUUUGUCUUGCCUUUGCAAUGUAGUGGGCCAGAGGUAUAUAAGCUCUGGUUCUGCAUUUGCUCAGGGCUGUUCAGCAAGUUGCCAAUGCUUUGCUAGGAGUCCGGGUUACACUGUUGUUUGCAUGCUUAAUAAAUUUAUGUUGGAUCUUCAAAGUGAUUUGGUUGUUUUAGGUGAGCCAGGUUCUGGCUACAAUACUUCCUAUGGCUUUCCCUCAACCUAGAGGUCUCUAGUUUUGUUGACAUGAGCCAUCCUGACUUAGAAUUUUGUGAAUUUCAGCCCCAAUACAUGGGCAAGCACCAGGAUCCAUUGCCAGUUUUUUUUGAUAAAAAUAUAAGCUUAUCUAUGUGAUUAAUAUGUGUUUCUAAUACACAUUAAUCUAAUUGCCCAAAUCUUUGAAGGAAUUAAAGGAAGAUACAAGAAAGUAUAAACCGGUCAGAUUAUUUUACAUUCUGAGUAAAUGUAGAAGUUUACUAACAGUGAUCUGGAGUUAGAUGACCAAAUGGGAAUCUGAACUAGCAGUGACCGAACAGCGAAGACAUAUCUUGGAGUCAUGGUGGACAAUCCAGUGAAAAUGUCAACCAAGUGUUUAGCUGCUGUUUAAAAAAGAAGGCAAAUUACAAGCUUGGGAUCGUUAGGAAGAGAAUUGGAUGUAAAAUUAACAAUAUAGGAAAUGCCCUUAUAUAAACUUAUGGGGGAGAGCAAACUUGGAGAACCAUGUAUUGUUUUGGUCACCACAUGUGAAAAGGAGUAUUGUAGAGGGAGAAAAAGUGCAAAGAAAGGUUUUCAAAAUGACUAAGGGCUUAGAUCAAUACCCCUCUGAAGAAAGACUAUAUUGUUUUUUGUUGUUGUUUUUUACCUUGGAGUAAAAUUGGGUAAAGGGGGAUAGGACAGAGGUAUAUAAAAUCAAACAUGACAUGGAAAAUGUAGCUGGAGGGACACACUGUCCUCCUUUCAAGGCUGGAACCUAGGAUCAUUGCUGCCUCUAAAUGGAGAUUCCAAACCAAAAAAAGAAAGCCCAUCUUCAUAUAAUGCAUAGAUGAACUGCCAUUCCUUGGGUAAUGGCCACCAGUCCAGACCAUUUUAAAGGGCACUGGCCAAAUUCAUUGACUUGCAGGCUCCAUGUGGCUCUGAUGACAGUUUGCUAUCUCCAAAAUCAUGACUGGCAUGCCUAUUGGGGAGCAACAGUGGAGAUGAUCUACUGUCUUCCUACCCAUGUUUGAGAACUCCCCAAAAGCAUCUAGCUGGCUCAUGUGUAACAUAAAAUGCUGGCUUAGAUACAUCCUUGACCUGUUCCAUUAGGGUUGUUCUUACGUUCUUCUGUCAGAACUUCAGAAUGGUACCUUUCUCCUGUCUAAGAUUCUGGCCAAUGAGAGCCAAGAAUAUUUCCUGUUUCCCCUCCAGCUUGUCCCAUUGGGUGAUUUAAGACAAUGGGGAAGCUCACUACAAAUCAGAUUGCUUGGUCUGUUUUAGAAGCCUGGCUUCUAGGAAGCCCUAGAAUGUCAUUGUGUACCGGUUAAAUCUAUGUGGUUACAAAGUAUGGAAAAAAGGCAAUUCAACAAGGAUGGAGGUUCAGAGAAAAUGUACAGUAAAGAUCCAGGUUCAGACAAAAGAACCCCUAGAGAAUUUGGUAUGGAGAAAAAAGGCAACAACUCUUACCUGGCCCUUAAAGCAGCUCUCCUGAUUCAGCGGUGGUAUCGGCGCUAUACAGCCCGGCUUGAAAUGCGUCGGAGAUGCACCUGGCGCAUCUUUCAAUCCAUAGAAUAUUCAGGGGAACAGGACCAUCUCAAGCUCAACCAUUUCUUUGACUAUCUUAUAGAGAACAUCACACCAAGAAGCAAGAAAGACAGGGAGUUCAUUAACCGUAUACUGUUGGAGCCAGAAACUAUGAAAGAGAGCAGGCUGGAAAAAUCAGUGGAAUCUACGACGGUACCUGACAGUUACAAGGGCCCUCGUCUUAGCUUCCCUCUCACGCCGGACAAUGCAGUAGCCAUCCUGGAAGCCUUCAGAAACAAUCAACAGCUUCAUCCUUACUAUGUUCUAAAACUCUUCCGAGAGGCAGAACAGCAUCUCAGCCAGCUGCCAAAUAUCACCAGCAUCUCUACCUGCUACAGCGAGGAGAUCACCGUGUGUGGAGACUUACAUGGGCAAUUAUUCGACUUAUAUCACAUAUUUUAUAAGAAUGGACUUCCUUCUCCGCAGAGGUCUUAUGUCUUCAAUGGUGACUUUGUUGACAGAGGCAAGCAUUCCAUUGAGAUCCUGAUCAUUCUCUUUGUUUUCCUCUUGAUUUACCCCAAAGAGGUCCAUCUGAACCGAGGAAACCAUGAGGAUUACAUGAUCAAUUUCCGCUACGGGCUUGUCAAGGAAGUCACACGCAAAUACAAGUAUCAUGGUAAUAGAAUUCUGAAGGCGCUCAAGAACGUCUUUAGCAGCCUGCCAUUGGGAACCCUGAUUGACAAGAAAGUUCUGAUUGUACAUGGAGGAGUGUCAGAUAAGACUAAUUUGGAACAGCUAGCCAAGAUUGAGAGGUGUAAGAUUCUCUCUGUGUUAACACCAAAGAGAAGAAAGACUCUGGAUUCUAUUGAAUUUGAAAGUGGCAAACUUGCCAGGGGUAUUUCUCCAACGGCACCUGAGCUCUCCCAGCAGGGACAACAGACAGUCCAGGAAGAUUUGAAAAUCUCCCGCAAAUCAUCUAGAACCCGCAGAUCCUCAGGAGCCAGUUCAGCAUGGGAAUUGGGUGAGACCUCCAGUGAGCACUCAAGCUUUAAAGAUGAGGACAUUCAACAAGUUUUGGAUAUUUUGUGGAGCGACCCUGAUCCUAAGCAGGGAUGCAGAAUGAAUGCAGAAAGGGGUGGAGGCUGUUACUUUGGACCUGAUGUGACGGAGAUGUUUCUGCGGAAACAUGGCCUGCAGUUCAUCAUCCGCUCUCAUGAAUGUAAGCCAGAGGGUUUUGAGUUCUGCCACAAUCGAAAGGUCAUCACCAUAUUUUCAGCUUCAAACUAUUACGCAGUGGGCAGUAACCGGGGUGCCUAUAUCAAAUUGGGACCUGACCUCAUCCCUCAUUUUGUCCAGUUUCAAGCCACCAAAGGACUAUCACGUCAACUGACCAUGACUCAAAGGGUCAGCCGAGUGGAGGAGUCAGCCUACCAAAUUUUAAGGGAGAAAUUGUUUGCCUACAGGUCAGAACUCACCAUAGCUUUCAGGAGCUUUGAUAAGAAGAACACAGGCUUCAUCACUCUAAAUGACUGGGCAAAAGCCAUAGAGUCUGUCCUCCCUCUGGGACUGCCAUGGCGGAUGCUGAGGCCACACCUGGUACUGCAGCUGACCAACGGGAAGCUGGAAUACAGGACGUGGCUCAAAGACAUUGUGACGGAAACGCGAUCCUCCACCCAAGAGCGCCUUCAGUCGAGUUUGCUGGAAAGCAUUUACCGAAACUUAUCCAAUCUGGAGACUAUCUUCAGCAUCAUCGACACUGAUAAUUCAGCAUUUUAUAGUAACCCAGCAGAGGCAAGAACAAUGCUGUUGCUGAUUUUAUAGAGAAUCAUAGAAUUAGAAGAGGGUCCUAUGGCCAUCAAGUCCAACCCCUCAGCUCAGUUCAGAAAUCCAAAUUGAAAGCAUCCUGACCAAUGACUGAUCUCUGGAAAUCAAUGCAGGGGAGCAAGUGGGGAAAUUCUGUCCUACAUCUCCAACUGAGGGUGAGUUUAAGGACAUGAAUGUGCGUAAGGAAAGGGUUUAGAAUGGUAGAAUUGGAAGAUGUGGGAGAAACUCAAGGCAGCUCAACCAGAGGCUGUUAGGCCACUAAAUUUUGGGAUUACAUAGUGGCUGCAGUCUGGAAGAUCUGAGAGCUGUAUGGCAAGCUGAAGAUGAGUGAACUUGAGCCAGAGCACAUCAUUAGAGGCUGAGCCACAGAGCAUGGAGGCUGUUGGAGGGGUGAAAAAGAGAUUGUGCAGCUGCUGGAGAAGGAAGCAGUGAGAUUAGUGGCUGAGACCACAGAAGAGAACCUCUUGGUGUUAUACUGCAGAACAAUGUGGGCAGCAGAUUCAGUGCCAGGACCUUUGAGAUGAGAGCCUUGGGGCCUCUGGCAUCUGCAGCUGCUUGGAUGUAAAGAAGAUGACCUUGAUGGAGAUAUGCAAGAUCCGUUGCUAGCGGUGAAAAUAUUUCAAGUCCACAACAGACAGAUAAGAUUUGGAAGUGGUUCAGGCAGACACUUCUCUAAUUCACUGAAUUAUAAGGAGCAGGAGAGCAGUACAAGAACAACACACCUAGUUUGUCCCUCAAGUCCAACCACACGAACAGGACUUCACAUCUGCUUACCUGCUGAUUUCUAACCUUCUGUUUUUAGGAAGUCUUGUCAAGAGUAGGGUGGGGCGGCAAUUUCAGAGAAUCCUGGAAGAAGUGGAUUGUCUGGAGCCUUUUGCAUCCAGA